AUGCUCGUCACUAUCUACACGUUGCUUGGUAUUGCCAGCUUCACAGCUCAUGUCUCAGCGAAGGACACAAUCGACCCAACGUCAACGCUUAUCUGUCACAAACGGGAGUAUUCCUACCGCAUCUCGAAACCACACAACGGUCUCCCUUGCUGGGAUGACGUCAGCGUGAUGUCAUGCUGGGGGCGAUGCGACUCCAACGAGAUCGGCGAUUGGGUGUAUCCAUUCAAGAUAAGUCACCACCCAGUGUGCGAGCAUGAGGUGAGGAUUCCACGUCUGGUGCGCCUUCGACACUGCCACAGCUUGCACCCCGACCCUUACUACGAGGUAGUCGAUGCGGAAUCGUGCGCGUGCAAGGCGUGCGAGACAAAAGACACGAGCUGCGAGAGCAUCAAAUAA
Molecule: messenger RNA, 396 nt
Organism: Priapulus caudatus
Lineage: Eukaryota; Metazoa; Priapulida; Priapulimorpha; Priapulimorphida; Priapulidae
Product: glycoprotein hormone beta-5-like
Exons: 2
Coding region: 1-396 (131 amino acids)
Biological process (GO): G protein-coupled receptor signaling pathway
Cellular component (GO): cytoplasm; extracellular region
Molecular function (GO): hormone activity
Source: RefSeq, a predicted model, not a curated record